ACUGUCAUCAAGAUUAACCUAGAGAUGGGCACAAAAUUUAACCUUCCCACAAAAUGUCCGCUAACCUUUCUCAUGCUUUUAGACCGAUUACAGGAUAUAAAUAGCAAAGUCAGUUGGACUAUAAUUAGAUCUUCGCCUUCACUUCGGGUUAAGGAGGCCUUUUUCUGCUAUUCUGAUGAACCCUAGAGGAAGGGAGCAAGGUUGGCCGGAGGACUGGCCAAGGGUGGGAUGAAGACCACGCAGACUCAGCUCCUCCGCUGUAGGAGGAAGUCGCCAGUGCCGGCGUCUGGUCACCAUGGUGACGGGACCAACUUCCGCCCCACCCACCUGCCCCUCACCCCGCGAAGCGCACCAUGGAAACCAGAUCUCUGCGUUGCGGAAGCUGGUUUCGCAGGUCGCCGCGGUGGGGAAACCUCGGCGGACGCCGCCCCCAUCCUGAGGGGACUCGAAAAUGUACAGCCAGCGAUUUGGCAUCGUACAGCGCGAGGUUAAGGGCCCCACUCCUAAAGUGGUGAUCGUGAGAGCCAAGCCUCCCAAAGGCCAAGGGGCUGAGCAACGUCUGGAAAGACUCCAACGUACCCAUCAGAAACAUCAUGCUUUUUUGGCUUCUAUUAAGUCAAAGGAGCGGGAUCGCUUGAAAGUUGAGUGGGAACAGCACAAUGACCGCAAGUUUGUGGACAGUCUUGUGAAAGCAAGAAUGAAGGAUGCCAUGCAAGGCUUUAUCAUCAACACAGAAGAAAGACGAAACAAGCUCCGUGAACUUUUAGCAUCAGAAGAAAAUGAGUAUUUUACUGAAAUGCAAUUGAAAGAAGAAACAAUGGAGGAGAAAAAAGAUAAAAUGAGGGAUAAAACCAGAUUAUUAAAAGAUAAGAAAGAAAAAGAGAGACAGGAUUUUGUGGCUGAAAAGCUAGACCAGCAAUUCAGGGAACGCUGUGAGGAGCUCCGUGUUGAGUUGUCUUGUAUCCAUGAGAAGAAGGUGUGCGAGGAGCGGAAAGCACAGGUUGCAUUUAAUGAGGAGCUGAAAAGGCAAAAACUGGUGGAAGAACAGAUGUUCUCAAAGCUCUGGGAGGAAGACCGAUUAGCCAAGGAAAAGCGAGAAGCCGAAGAGGCAAGGAGACAGAAAGAGCUGGUGGAGAACACGCGCCUGGGGCUGAAUGCCCAGAUCACCAGCAUCAAGGCGCAAAGGCAGGCAGAGCAACGACUGAAGGAAGAAGAGGCGCGCCUUGUGGAAAAGGACAAAGCACAGGUGAAACUUGAGAAUGAACAGGAUAAGCUAAAGACACAGAAGACAAAAAGGGAAAUUAAGACUGCUUUGCAAAAAGCCCUCCAAGAGAAGAUGGAGAAAAUUCAGCAGGGUUACAGAGAAGAGCAGGACUUGGACAUGAAGCUUGUGCAAAUGGCCCUUCAAGACUUACAGGAAGAGGCUGAUAAAAAGAAGCAAAAAAGAGAAGAGAUGGUAAGAGAACAGAAGAUAUAUCGUCAAUAUCUGGCACAGCGGCGUGAGGAAGACAAAGCUCAGGAGAAAGAAUUGGACAGAAUAUUGGAGGAAGAGGAGAAGAAGAAGUUGGCUGAGAAGGACAAGGAGCUAAGACUUGAAAAGGAGGCAAGGAAACAACUUGUGAAUGAGGUCAUGUGUACAAGAAAGCUUCAAGUUCAAGAAAAGUUGCAACGCAAAGCAAAAGAACAGGAGGAACGUGCUAUGGAACAGGAACGCAUAAAUGAAGGUCUUAAAGAGCUUAACCGUGAAGAGAAGGAGAAUUUUGCAAGACGCUCCAGUUUAGUCCAGGAGUACAGGAGGCAACUUCAGAUGCAGAUGUCCUACCAGCAGCAGGCCCGGGAAGCAGAGAAGGAAGAGGAACGCCGAGAGUUUGAAGCAGGGGUGGCAGCAAACAAGCUUUGCCAGGAGAAGAUCCAGGAGGUCCUGUCCGUCCACCACGUGCUGCCCCGAAACAUUCAUCCCAUGCGGAGGGGGUACCCGAAUAAGCUGCCGCCAUAGUUUCAUGAGCAUCAAUAUUGAUUUUCUCAGUCUUUUAAUAUUUUUAACUACAGUAUGCUUGUAUGUUCCUUUUAACCCGUGGAUAACUUUUUUCCUCAGAGUUUGCAUAAUUAUACAUAAUUUUCUUCCUUCAAAUUAAACUUUGUUCCUUUUUUAGAUUUUAUAGACAUAGGAAUCUGAAUGAUGUACUUCAUAUCACACAGUUAUUUUCCUGACUUACCCCAUGCCUCCCUUUCUUGUUCAUUUAUUAAGAGCUACACUUUCUUCCAUCUGUCUACCAAUAUGCCUAUUCCCUGUUGCCUCCUUUCUCUUCUCCCUCAUAUACGUAAUUCACAAUAUUAGCAGGGCAUUUUUGCAGGCAGAGCUGGGACUGGCAGCCAUUUUCAUUAACCCACUUAUUCAGUCAUUAAAAAAAUAUUUACUGAAUGCCGCCCCUGUACUAGACACUAUUCUGGAUACUGAGACUUCAGCAAGAACAAAACAAACCUCUUGCUUUCAUGGAGCUUACAUCCUAGUGGAGGAAACUAGGAGAUGAAUGUUAAGUGCCAUAAAACUGGAAAUGGCAGGAGUGCUAUUUUAUUUUAUAUGUGGUGGUCAAAAAAGAUCUCUUUGAGCAGCUGGUAUUUAAAUGAACCAGCCAUAUGGUUAUCUGGGGGGAAACAUCCCAGGCAGAGAAGAGAGCCAGUACGAGAGCCCUGGGGCAGAAGUCUGCUUAGUGUGUCUGCUGGAGUAGAGUGAGGAGAGACUGGUAGAAGAUUAAUCAGAAAGGUAGUGGGGGCCUGAUGAUGUCAGUCCUUGGGAACAUGGUAAAGACUGGCUUUUAUGUGGCUAUAGGAAGCUGUUAUAGGGUUUUGAGCAGAGGAGCAACAUGAUAUGAUGUAAGAGGGUUGCUGGCUGCUAGGGUGAGAAUAGACUUCAGGGAGACUGAAACAGGGGUUCAAUUAAGAAGCAAACACAGUAACCCAGGUGAGAGGUGACAGUAGUGUGGUAGCCAGUCUCCAAGAUGGCGUCUUGUUUUGUGAAGUGUCUAUUCAAAUAUUUUUUCCCCAUUUUCUAAUUGGGUUGUUUGUCUUCUGAUAGUACUAAGUUGUAAGACUUCUUUAUAUAUUCUGGAAGCAAGUUCUUUAUCAGUUAUAUGAUUGGCAAAUAUUUUCUCCUAGUCUGAGGCUUGUUUUUUCGUUUUCUUAACAUCUUUUGAAGAGCAAAAGUUUUAAAUUUUGACAAAGUCUAAAUUAUUUUUUUCUUUUAUGGAUCAUGCUUUUGGUGAUGUAUUUGAGAAAUCUUUGCCUAACCCAAGGUCACAAAGAUACAGCAGAUUGGAGCUUUCAGCCCCACCCAGAAAAGGGAGAAGCUCCAGAAAGGGGAGAGGUUAGAGGCUGAGCUGUAUAGAAAUGCUUGAAUAACGAUGGUCGAUGGAGAGCUCCAGUUGGUGAACACGUGGAGGAGCUGGGAGGGUGGCACAUCUGGAGAGGGCGGCACAUCUGGAGAGGGCAUGGAAGCUCUGCCUCCCCCGUACCUUGCCCUAUGUGUCUCUUCCAUUUGGCUGUCCCUGAGUUGUAUCCUUUAUAAUAAACCAGUAAAUGUAGGUAAAGAGUGUUCUUGAGUUCUAGCAAAUUAUUGAAACUGAGGAGGAGGUCAUAGGAACUCCCGAUUUAUAGCCAGUUGGUUAGAAGUACAGGUAGCCCAGGAUUUUGACUGGCCUCUGAAGUGAGGGACAGUCUUGUGGGACUGAGCCUUUAAUCUGUAGGGUCUGCACUGACUCUGAGUAGUUAGUGUCAGAAGGGAACUGAAUUGUUGAACGUUGGUGUCUGAAGAAUCACAGAUUGGUUUUUGGUGUUGGAAAACACCCCAGUUAGUAAGUGGUGAUGCUGGCAUUUGAACCCAGCCUGGAUUAUAGAAUCUAUGCUUUUGUCUCUCUGCUUUACUGCCUCCCCACAAUAGGUAGUACAGGUAAAAUCAAUGAAUUAGAGACUUUUAGAGCUUAAAAACCCAUCACAAAUAUUUUAGGUUUCUUUAAUUUGCAAAUAAACAGAAGCCCAAACAAAUCUCCAUCUCUUGGUUCAGCACUUUUUCCAUCACAUAACAUCAUUUCUUCGUAAAAUCCAAUUUGUUAUCAAAGCACUCUUAAUCAACCAAUAUGCCCUUUAAGGCUUGUUGUUUGACAACAUAUAGCAGGAGGCUAUUUUCAUUCCAUUUCCAUCACUUUGUGGUCUCUAUCCAAACCUUUGUUUUUGCUGACAUAGCAUUUUGUCGCAAAUCCAUCAAGCACAUCCAUAAAUCACACAUGGGCAUGAAUACUUUUUCUUCUGUAAACCAUCCUUCUGAUAUUUCAAUUACCUUACAUAAACUGGGCAAACAGCCUCUCAGAAUAUAGAUGAGGAUUUCAUCUGAUAAAAAAAAUACAUUCCUAUGUAGAGAAGCCUCUGAGAUAACUGGAAAAGGGUAUUUUAUCACACUUAGUGCAGGUCACAAUAAAAAGAUGUGAUUCUGUUUGUCUCCUGUGAAGCUGUUGGCUGGACGAGGGCUCUGAGAGGCAACAUGCCUCCGAUGUCAAUUCUUUUCUAUAAAGUUCUAAGACGUGUGUUUUGGAUAGAGGCUGAGGGUUAUUAGCUUAGUGCUACCAAGCAUUGUGAUGUGGGACUUUUAUUUGAAAUGACUGGGUAGAUACGGUUUUGGGGAAAUUGACAUAACAUGACAGUUUCAUGCUAGAUUCUUGCCCCAUGUACCAUUAAUCAGCUGUGUGAUCUCCGGCAGGACUUCCUGGAAUUCACUUUUCUUGUCUAAAAACUGAGGUGCUUCGAGAGCCGAAAGGGACCUGAGAGAGUGUCUCAUCCAAAUCCUUCCCUUUAUAGAUGAGAAAGUGAAUUGGGUUUGGUUGCCUAUGAGGACUUGGCUGCAGUUAAGUUAUUUGGUAGGUGAUCCAGGAAGCAGAAGUGUCGGGCAGGCAGAGCGGCGGGGGAGGAGCCAGUACAAGAAUGUGUUAUAGGCUGGUUACCGCUGCAGGCAGCUGCGUCUCAUUCCACCUGGGGCCCUUCUGAGAAAGGGUGUAGAAAGCCUCCGCAGGUAUGGACAGCCCAAGUGGAGGCUGGGGCAUUUAUUGCCCUAGUCCUACCCCUUUUGCUUGAGGGGUACCCUGGGGGCACUGACUCCCCUCACCAGGUGGGAGGCUCAGGAGGCUGUAAGAAAGCCCUGGGGCAAGAUGGUACUGAUACAGGGCAUGUGCUCGAGGUGACCCUGGCGCCCUGGACAGAACCAUCAGUGGGAUCAGGUGGACAGAGGGGAGCAGCGACAUAGAGCAUCGCAAGGCCACGGAAGUUAUGAGGACUUAGGGUAUGACCAGCAGCACACAGCUGAGACUGUGCUUUUUCCUUUUUUGCAUAUUUUCCAUGUGUGUGUGUAUGUGUGUGUGUUUUUCUCCAAUUAAUUGCUUAACAACUGAGUUGCUUAAAGCAGGUACCAAGUCUUAGACAACUUUGAUGGUCCCAAGCUUUCAGCACAAGGCUUUGCCUAGAGCAAGGCCUCAGAAAGUGUUUCCUUAUUUGUUCUAGAGGACAAAAGGAAAGAUCAGUGGCCAGAGUGAAAGGGUAACCAUUGAGCCUUCUUUCCUAUUCCUUAGCACCCAGACCUAAGAGGGCCAAGCAAGGCUGAAGUGGGAUAAAGCCAGGGCGGAGAGACACAGGCCCCAGAAAACAGCUGAAAUGGCCAGCAGCAGGCUGGAGCUGAGCGUGAGGAGGCAGAGAACCCUGACGAUGAGGAAGCUAGGCAAGACCUGAAGCAGGCAGGUGGUUGGGCCAGGAGAUGAGUCCUCGGAGGUAGGAGACUUGGACAUUUCUACAGCCGCCAGCUCUGGACAGGAAAUGUCUUUUAGCUUUAAGUAGCCACAGACACUGGCAUAGAGCAGGGAAAGGGCUCCUUUCGUAUACAACUCUCUGAGCACCGAGAAUCCAGCUACCCAGAACUGACUGUCACCAUCACCCAAGCAGACACCCUCCCUGUCCACACAUGCACAUUGCCCCACUGCUGUGCCUUUACUCAGGGUGUGGCUUCAGGAUGUCAUGUCCUCCCUGCCACAUGCCCUGUGAAAUUCCAGCCUUUCCCUCCCUGAGAGCUCAACUCAAAUGUCAUCUGCUCUGUUUGCCCCCCCAGACUCCCUGAGGGUGCCCUGCCUCCCUGCUCACUCCCAGCUCUGACUUCUCUUUUCUAUCACAUGUCACAGUUUAGCUGGGAUCUGGCCUCUGCUUGCUGCUGGCUAUGAGCUAUUUGAGAGAAAGGACCCACUGUGAACUGAGCUGUGUCCUCCCAAAUUCAGAUGUUGAAGUCUUAACCCCCAGUGUGACUGUACUUGGAGAUAAGGCCUUGAGGGAGGUAAUUAGGUUUAUGAGGUCAUAAGGGUGGCACCCUAAUCUGAUAGGGCUGGUGUCCUCAUUGGAAGAGGAAGAGAUACCAGAGAUUGCUCUCUCUCAGUGUGCACAGAGAAGAUGCUAUGUGAGGACACAGGGAGAAGGUGACCAUCUUCAAGCCAGAAAGGGAGGCCUUGCGAUAAACCAGGUUGUUGGCAUCUUGAUCUUGGUCUUCCAGCCUCCAGAACUGUGAGAAAAUAAAUGUCUGUUAUGUAAGCCACUCAGCCUGUGGUAUCUGAUAUGGCAGCCCGAGCGCGCUAAUACAGAGACCUUUCUUUUUUUUUUUUGAGGAAGAUUAGCCCUGAGCUAACUGCUGCCAAUCUACCUCUUUUUGCUGAGGAAGACUGGCCCUGAGCUAACAUCCAUGCCCA
Equus quagga is the source of this 6767-nucleotide messenger RNA. It is a transcript of the gene CFAP53, whose product is annotated as cilia and flagella associated protein 53. The record is from RefSeq and is a predicted model, not a curated record. NCBI's taxonomy places the organism in Eukaryota, Metazoa, Chordata, Mammalia, Perissodactyla, Equidae. The transcript is spliced from 8 exons. Bases 452 to 1996 code for a protein of 514 amino acids.